AGGAGCACGCGCGGCCGGUUGUCAUGGCAACCGGUUGAAAACUUUUCAGUCUCAGCUGUUUUAGCCACUUUAGCUACUACUAGAAGAACUAAAGCCAGCGCUCGAGCCAGCCUCUGCUCUGAGGCGGGAGGAAAAGAGCGCGAAAAAUUAAAACGCUGUUUUUAAUGAAUGAAAAUUUCUGAGAGGAAGAUGGAUGACCCGCGGCUGGAGUGGAUCAGGGACCGAGUUUAUGCGGCUUUUUACCUGCCCGAGCCUAACUGUUUCGAGGAGCUGCUGAGCCGAGGAGACGGGGAAGAGGAGAGGAAAAUCAUCCAGUUUUUAAACCAGGUCACUGAGGAGGAAUUCACCUCAGCACUGCUGUUUUUUAAAAGAAUAUGGGAGGAAGAAGUGGAAGUGACGAUCCCCAUCGAAAAGCCGAAAGAGUCUCCAGAUCCGGAAGAACCCGAGGAGAACCCGUCUGCUGUUCCUCCGAUCGAGACCCCCAUCUCAGAGGGAGAGAAAUCUCCCACAGAGAAGAUAACAAAUGGCCGAAAGUCACCUGAAGACCUCAGCACUCUGUGUCCUACAGAGGACCCUUCAACAGAGGGAACCUUAGAACCGGUGAAAGUGGAUGAGCUUCCUCUCAGUAGAGUUGAGAUACAGACCGUGUACCACGUGGAGCUGCAUGUAGCAGUGAACUAUGUCCCAAAGAGGUUCAUGAAGUCCAAUGUGCUCUACUUCCUGAGGAACACCAAUGAGACGAUCGUCGAACCAGUGGACAUUAACGAGGCUAACGAGUUGAUGCCCAAGCUGCUGGAGAUCGGCAUGCUGAAUGGUCACCAACUCCAGAUGUUCAGGAAUGACUUCCAGCAUGUGUACAUGCCGCUGCUCUCAGUGGGUCAGAUAAAGCUCUCCAAACGAGGCCACAAGCAGGAGGCACUGAGCUCUGAAGUCUGUGAUGUAAGUGCCGAGGGGAAAGUCCAGCUGGCACCACCAGAACCCUUCAGCAUGGCGCUGGUCCGAGACGAGUUCCUUAACUACUCUUACAAGUUCAUGGGCCUUAUAGACCGAACCCUGCAGCAGCUGCAGAGUAUGAAUUAUCUACACAUCCCAGAGAUGGACCUGGACCAGGACGUGGAGACACUGCUGACCAGUCCAGAGGUGGUAGAAAAGCUGGAGCAGUGUGUAAUGAACUGGCAAACCCAAAUCACUAUCGUCCUCGAGGAGCAGAAAGAGAAGAGCCCACAGGCCCCUGGUCCGAUGGCAGAGCUGGAGUUCUGGCGUGAGCGUGCAUCUGUCCUGGCUAGUCUGUGCGAACAGCUCAAGCUCCCGGUGGUGAAGAAGAUCCUGGAGGUGAUGAACCGAGCCGACCUCGAUCCCAUGCAGAACCUGAACGAGACGCUAACAGAGCUGAACCUCUACCACGUGGAGGCCAUGGAGAAUGUACGCUUCCUUGGCACUGUGGAGAGGUACUUUAAGAACCUGGCCACAGCAGUGAACUUCAUCCUAAUCCUGGACACCAUUGCACCGCUGAUGAGGGGUCUGAGGAUGAUAUGGAUCAUUUCCAGCCACUAUAACACAGACAAGCGCAUGCUGGCCCUGAUGGACCGCAUCGUCUGGGAGCUGUGUGAACGUGUCACUUAUAUCAUCGACAUCCGCACACUUUUCAGAGACAAGCAUAAUGAGGCCAAAGCCAAAGUUCUGGAUGGCAAGCAGGUUCUGGACCAGUGGAAGUCCUGCUACUUUGCAGUUCGAGAAGAUAUCGAAAAGUCUGGCAGGGAAUCACGCUGGGAAUUUGACCGUCAAAGGUUGUUUGAGAGGACGGACUACAUGGCUUCAGUCUGUCAAGACCUCUCUGACAUCCUGCAGACCCUUGAGGAUUUUUAUAAAAUCUUUGGGCCAGAGAUGAAGGAAGUCACAGGUGAGCCCAAGCGUAUCGACGAUGUGCUGCAGAGUGUGGACAGCCUGGUCGCGCCUAUCGAGGAGCUUGACUUUGAUCCCUUUAACAUUCGCAAGAUGGAUAAUUGGAAAAAUGUCAUUCAGGACUUCCAGAGGAAAGUGCAGGGUAUCGAAAGAGAAGCCAUUUACUUCAUUGACCAGUCCUUCAAGACCCUGCGCUCGGCGUCUGUGGCCUUCGAAAUGCUGAUGAAGUUCCAGCACAUCCGCUCCAGAGAAGUGCUCAACAAUCAGAUGAUGAUGAAAUUCAAUGAUAUUUUGGUCCAGUACUGCAAAGAGGUGGACAUCAUAAAUGAGAUGUUUAUCCAGAACAAAGACAACCCACCUUUGAAUAAGAACCAGCCUCCAGUGACAGGAUCGAUCUUCUGGGAGCGUGGUCUGUACCACAGCAUUAAAAACACCAUCAUCCUGUUCCAAAAAUUGCCUGAAAUGCUGCAGAGCAAACAGGGCAUAGCUGCCAAAGCAAAGUUUCUGGAGGUGGCGAAGAGCAUGCGGGAUUACGAGGUAAAGAAACACCAACGCUGGACCGAGGAGGCGGUGCAGAUGCUGGAAGAGCUCAUGAAGAGAAACGUCCUGCUCAUGGUGAACAGCUCUCAACAGUCUGAGGAUCAGGACUUGCAGACAGGGGGGCGAUUUGUGGUGAACUUUGGCCUGGAGCUGAAGGAGAUCUUUACUGAGGCCAGAUACUUUGAGCAGCUGGGCUUCAGUAUACCUGAACAGGUCAGAGUAGUGGCUGUGCUGCAGGACAGGAUCCUCAGACACUUGAACGAACUGGAGAGUUUGACCGAUCACUACCGAUCUGCGAUGGACAAUCUGAAGGAUGCACAGUCCCACCUGUUGGCUGAGCAGAUACAGGAACUGAGGAGUGUGAUGUCCUCUGGAUGUAAAAGAUUCACCUUGUCUUCUCUGGGUCUAUCAUCAAUCUUCAUCGCUAAGGCCACCCAGGCCAUCUCCACAUUCAAGUCCCUGCUGAACCAAAUCCAGAACAAUGAAAUCAACAUAGAGGCCAAGCUUCAAGCCAUAGAGUCAGCAAACCUUUUUAAAUUCCCCGUGCCAGAAAGAGCAGGAGAACUUCCAGGUGUGAAGGAGUUCUGUGAGCUGGUGGAGGGCCAAAGAGCCAACGAUGUGCACUUGCUGAGCCAGAAGUAUUCAGCCAUCGGCCCUCUGCUGAGCAAGAUCGAGAGUCUGACCGCACAGACCCACAGCAGGAAGGCCAAGCACAUGGCUAAAUACUACACCUACUGGGAGCGCAGAGUGUUCGACUCUUUAACCAAGAUGGUGCUGAAGAACCUACAGGUGUUUAACUCCGCCCUGCUCGGCUCCACCCCACUGUUCCAAAUCGAGACCAUCCUCUCUGCUCCACUGAUAGUGCUAAACCCCAAAAGCAACGAGGUGUACAAGCUGAUCAUGCAGUGUGUGAGGGACUGUGUGGAGAGCACAAAGCAUUUUGUUCGCUGGAUGCGAGGCACGUGUAUCGAGUGUCCUCCGCAGCGUGUGGACGGCGAGGACGAGCCGCUGAUCCUGAGCUUCUACAGCGACGUGUGCCAACUGCCACAAGUGAACGAGCUUGCCGUGACCAUAUCCCAGAACACGCAGCGGCUCCUCGGCUCCGUCGCCCGCCAAAUCAAUCGGUGGAGACACUACCGGACCCUCUGGAAGCUCGACAAGGCCAUCAUGCUGGAGAAAUUCGCAGCCAAGAAGCCCUCCUGCGUGAUUUACGAUGAGAAGCUGCAGUUCUAUUUGCACAUCAGUCAGGAGGUGGCGCAACAGCCGCUGGCGAAGGACGAACACAUCAUCAGGUUGAACCUGGAGCCGCUGAGGCGCACUGUGCUGGAGAACGCUCAGGAUUGGGUCACUUCACUGGGCAGGCUGCUCAAUGACUCAGCCCGGGAGGAGUUAUACGCACUGGACAAUGAAUUCCAGCAACUGUCAGAGAAUUUAAAGAAAUCUCCGGACAUGCUGGAAGACCUAAAGUUUGUCCUCGGGACAAUCUCCAACAUCCGGAACAUGUCUCUGAGAGUGGAGAUGAGAUACAGAGACAUCCAAGAGAGAUACAGGACUCUGGCCAUGUAUAAUAUACAGGCUGCGGAGGACGAGCUGAGUCUGGUGGCCCGGAUCGAGGAUCUGUGGAAAGAAGUGUUCAAUGAGGCCCGACAGGUGGAUCACAGUCUAGGCAAAGUCAAGAAUACCUUCACUAAGAUCACCCUGGAGCAGAUAGAGCAGUAUAAGCAGGAGUUGUCUGUGUUUGCUGAGAGUUUUAGCAUGCACGGCCCAGGAGCUGUAGGAGACAACCUGGAGAAAGGACUGAUGGUUCUGGAUGCUUAUGAGGCAGAUCUGGCUAAGAUAGAGGCGAGCCGUCAGGAGCUAGGCAAUGCUGAGAAGCUUUUUGACCUUCCCAUCACCAUGUACCCAGAACUGCUGAAUGUACAACAGGAGAUGCAAGGCCUGAGGCAGAUCUACAAGAUCUAUGAGGAACAGAAGGCUGCUAAGGCAGAGUGGUCUCAGACUCUGUGGGUGAACCUGAACAUCCAGCUGCUUCAGGAAGGCGUGGAGGGUUUCAUUAAAAACCUCAGAAAGCUGCCUAAAGAUGUGAGAGCUCUUCCAGUGGCCUUUUUCCUGGAGGGACAUCUGAAAGAGUUUAAAGAGUCUCUGCCACUGCUGCUGGACCUGAAGAACGAGGCUCUGAGAGACAGGCAUUGGAAGGAGCUGAUGGCACGAACAGGAACCAGCUUCGAGAUGAACCCAGACACCUUCACACUGGACAACAUGUUCGCCAUGGAGCUCCACAAACACGGCAGUGUCAUCGGAGAUAUUGUCACCUCAGCUGUCAAAGAGCUCAGCAUAGAGAAGGGUGUGAAGGAGGUGGUGGACACGUGGGAGAACAUGAAGUUCAACGUGCAGCGCUACUUUAAAGGCACACAGGAGCGAGGCUCCAUCCUGGGCUCGGUGGAGGAGAUCCUGCAGAACCUAGACGAUAAUGCCAUGAACCUGCAGAGCAUGGCAGGGAGCCGCUUCAUUGGGCCGUUCCUUUCCUCCAUCCAGCAGUGGGAAAAAAACCUGUCACUCAUCAGGGAGGUCAUUGAGGUUUGGAUGCUGGUGCAGAGGAAGUGGAUGUACUUAGAGAGCAUCUUUAUUGGAGGUGAUAUUCGCUCUCAACUGCCUGAGGAGGCCAAGAAAUUUGACAGCAUUGACAAAAUGUUUAAAAAGAUCAUGUCAGAAACAGUGAAGGACCCAGUUAUUAAGAAGUGCUGCCUGGUACCGAAUCGCCUCUCAGAACUGCAGAACCUGAGCGACGGUUUGGAGUGCUGCCAGAAGAGUCUGAACGACUACCUGGACUCCAAACGCAACGCCUUCCCUCGAUUUUUCUUCAUCUCCGACGAUGAGCUGCUCAGCAUUCUGGGGAGCAGUGAGCCAUCCUGCGUCCAGGAGCACAUGAUCAAGAUGUACGACAACAUCGCAUCCCUGCGCUUUGACACAGGGACAAGCGGAGAGACGGUGGUAGGGGCCAUGGUGUCUGCAGAAGGGGAGGUGAUGGAGUUCAAGCAGGCCGUCCCAGCUGAUGGACGAGUGGAGGACUGGAUGACGGCUGUUCUGCUGGAGAUGAGGAGGACCAACAGGCUCAUCACCAAGGAUGCCAUCUACUUUUAUCAACACCACAAGUCCAGAGUGGACUGGAUGCUGGACUACCAGGGCAUGGUUGUGCUGGCAGGAAACCAGGUGUGGUGGACGUGGCAGGUGGAGGAUGUUUUCCGCAGGGUGAACGCUGGAGACAAGCAGGCCCUCAAACAGUAUGCCAAGAAACUGCACGGGCAGAUUGAUGACCUGGUCAUGCGCAUCACGCAGCCUUUAAAAAAGAACGACCGGCGCAAACUCAACACCGUGCUCAUCAUAGACGUCCAUGCCAGAGACAUCGUGGACAGCUUCGUCAGGGAUAGUAUUACAGACGCUCGUGAGUUUGAGUGGGAAAGUCAGCUGAGAUUUUAUUGGGUCAAAGAACCAGACGAUCUGUUCGUGCAUCAGUGUUCAGCGCAGUUCUCCUACGGAUACGAGUACAUGGGUCUGAAUGGCCGACUGGUCAUCACUCCACUUACUGACCGCAUCUACCUCACACUCACGCAGGCCCUGUCCAUGUACCUGGGUGGAGCACCAGCCGGACCUGCAGGUACAGGAAAAACAGAGUCCACUAAAGACCUGGCCAAGGCUUUGGGUCUGCUCUGCGUGGUCACUAACUGUGGUGAGGGAAUGGACUAUAUGGCGGUUGGGAAGAUCUUCUCUGGUUUGGCUCAGUGUGGAGCCUGGGGCUGCUUCGACGAGUUCAACCGCAUCGACGCCUCCGUGCUGUCCGUCAUCUCCACUCAGAUCCACAUCAUCCGCAACGCUCUCAUCCUGCAGCUCAAGAGGUUCCACUUUGAGGGUCAGGAGAUCAGCCUGGACUCACGAAUGGGGAUCUUCAUCACCAUGAACCCGGGCUACGCCGGCCGCACUGAGCUGCCUGAAUCGGUGAAGGCUUUGUUCCGGCCUGUGGUGGUCAUUGUCCCUGACCUCCAGCAGAUCUGUGAGAUUAUGCUGUUCUCAGAAGGCUUCCUCAUGGCCAAGGUGCUGGCAAAGAAGAUGACGGUUCUGUAUAAACUGGCUCGGGAGCAGCUGUCCAAACAGUCUCACUAUGAUUUCGGGCUGCGAGCGCUCAAAUCUGUAUUAGUCAUGGCAGGAGAGCUGAAGAGAGGAUCUCCUGAGCUUAAUGAGGAUGUGGUGUUGAUGAGAGCUCUGAGGGACAUGAACCUCCCAAAAUUUGUCUUUGAGGAUGUUCCUCUGUUCCUUGGACUGAUCUCAGACCUGUUCCCAGGACUGGACUGUCCACGUGUGCGCUACCCCAACUUUAAUGAUGCUGUAGAAACCGUCCUACAGGAGAAUAAAUACAUUCUCCUGCCCAAUCAGGUGGAUAAAGUGGUCCAGAUGUAUGAGACCAUGAUGACCAGACACACUACCAUGGUGGUGGGACCCACAGGAGGGGGCAAAUCAGUGGUUAUUAAUACUCUGUGCCAAGCUCAAACUAGACUGGGGCUGAUGACCAAACUGUAUGCACUAAACCCCAAAGCCAUGAGUGUGAUUGAGCUCUACGGUGUCCUGGAUCCGGUCACUCGAGACUGGACCGAUGGGAUUCUGUCCAACAUCUUCCGAGACAUCAACAGGUCAACAGACAAAAAGGAGAGAAGGUACAUCCUGUUUGAUGGGGAUGUAGACGCUCUGUGGGUGGAGAACAUGAACUCUGUGAUGGAUGAUAACAAGCUGCUGACACUCGCUAACGGAGAGAGGAUCCGUCUACAGAGUCACUGCGCUCUCCUGUUUGAGGUUGGAGAUUUGCAGUACGCUUCUCCUGCAACCGUAUCUCGCUGUGGAAUGGUGUUUGUGGAUCCCAAAAAUCUCCGCUACGCCCCCUACUGGCAAAAAUGGGUGAACAACAGGCCUGUGAGAGAGCAGGAGGAUCUGAACAGACUGUUUGAGAAAUACGUCCCCAGCACCAUAGACAUGAUAGUGGAGGGAAUCGUAGAUGGAAAACAAGGAGAGAAACUGAAGACCAUCGUCCCACAGACUGACCUUAACAUGGUGGUGCAGCUGUCGAUGAUGUUGGACGCUCUGCUAGAACCCACAGAGUUCUCCUCUGAAGAGCUGGAGAGUUUCUUCAUCGAGGCUCUGUAUUGCUCGCUCGGAGCCUCGCUGUUAGACAGCGGCCGGGAGAAGUUUGAUGACUUCGUUAAGGGGCUGUCCUGUCUUACCUCCGUCCAUGAUGAGAAAACGCUCGCUGGCCCUGGAGAACUACCCGGUUUCCUCCCAACUCUUUAUGACUUCCACUUUGAUCCAAGCACAAAGAAGUGGACUCCCUGGAGCUCUCUGGUCCUCAAAUACAUCCACAACCCUGACAUGAAAUUCAUCGACAUUCUGGUGCCCACUGUUGACACCACUCGCACCAACUGGCUGCUAGAGCAGAUGGUGAAGGUGAAGAGGCCGGUGGUGCUGGUGGGAGAGUCUGGAACCUCAAAAACAGCCACCACGCAGAACUUCCUCAACAGUCUAAACCCCGACACGACCAUGGUUCUGACCAUCAAUUUCUCAUCGAGAACCACAUCCAUGGACCUACAGAGGAACCUGGAGGCCAGCGUUGAGAAGAGAACGAAGGAGACUUACGGACCUCCCAUGGGAAAGAGACUGCUGGUGUUUAUGGACGACCUUAACAUGCCACGAGUGGAUGAUUACGGUACACAGCAACCUAUAGCCCUGCUGAAGCUGCUGUUGGACAGGGGUGGGAUGUACGACCGGGGAAAAGAGCUUAACUGCAAGAUGCUGAAGGACCUGGGCUUCAUCGCAGCCAUGGGGAAAGCAGGAGGAGGCCGUAAUGAGGUGGAUCCUCGCUUCAUCUCCCUCUUCGGUGUGUUCAACAUCCCGUUUCCUGAGGAGGAGUCACUGCAUCUCAUCUACUCCUCCAUCCUAAAGGGCCACACCAAGGCAUUUGACGAAACUAUUCAGAAGAUCUGUGACACACUGACCUCCUGCACACUGCAGCUGUAUAAAUCCAUCAUUAAAGACCUGCCACCAACUCCUUCUAAGUUCCACUACAUCUUUAACCUGAGGGAUCUGUCCAGGGUGUAUAAUGGCCUGACCCUGACCAACGCAGAGAGGUUCCUGACGGUCACGCAGUUUGUGAGAGUCUGGAGGAACGAGUGUCUCCGAGUGUUCCAUGACAGGCUGGUCAACGAAACCGACAAAGCUCUUGUUCAAGGGCACAUUAGAACCCUGAUUGAGGAACAUUUCAAAAAUGAUCUGGAGUCAGCCAUGAGAAACCCCAUCCUGUUUGGAGAUUACAGAACAGCCCUCACCGAGUCUGAGCCCAGAGUCUACGAGGACAUUCAGGAUUAUGAUGCCUGCAAGGCUCUUUUCCAGGAGAUCCUUGAGGAGUACAACGAGAACAAGACCAGGAUGAACCUGGUGCUCUUCGACGAUGCACUGGACCACCUGACCAGAAUACAUCACAUCAUCAGGAUGGACCGUGGCCACGCCCUCUUAGUGGGAGUGGGAGGGUCUGGGAAACAGUCUUUAACCAAACUGGCUGCUUUUACUGCAGGAUGUGAGGUAUUUGAGAUUGUAUUGAGUCGAGGAUACUCAGAGUCUAACUUCCGUGAAGAUCUGAAGACUCUUUACUUAAAGCUGGGCAUUGAGAAUAAGAAAACCGUUUUCCUGUUCACUGAUGCUCACGUGGCUGAGGAGGGUUUCCUGGAGCUCAUCAACAACAUGCUCACCUCAGGAAUGGUUCCAGCGUUGUUCCCUGACGACGAGAAGGAGUCCGUCCUGAAUCAGAUACGAGACGAGGCUCUGAAGAUGGGCUCAGGGCCGUCCAAAGACAGCGUGUGGCAAUACUUCGUGAACAAAAGCGCCAACAACCUGCACAUCGUCCUGGGCAUGUCUCCCGUAGGGGAGGUCCUCCGAACCAGAUGCAGGAACUUUCCAGGGCUGGUGAAUAACACUGGUAUCGACUGGUUCCUCCCGUGGCCUCCUCAGGCUCUACAUGCAGUUGCACAGACUUUCUUGGGUGAGAGUCCUAUGAUACCCCAGGCCCAUACCGAGGCAGUGAUCGGUCACGUGUGUAUGGUGCAUGGCUCAGUGGGUGAGUACAGCAAACUUUUCCAGCAGAAGCUGCGCCGCAUUAACUACGUCACCCCCAAGAACUACCUGGAUUUCAUCAGCACCUACUCUAACCUACUGGAGGACAAGGACAAAUACAUCCUUGCCCAGUGUAAGCGACUGGAAGGAGGUUUGGAUAAACUGGAGGAGGCCAGCGUGCAGCUCGCUGAACUCAACACUAAGCUGGCAGAGCAGAAGGUGAUUCUGGCCGAGAAGUCCUCCGCCUGCGAGAUCUUAUUAAACGAGAUCUCCACUAACACAGCCAUCGCCGAGGAGAAGAAAAAGUUAGCAGAGGAGAAGGCAAAGGAGAUCGCAGAGCAGAAUAAAGUGAUCUCCGUGGAGAAAAUGGACGCCGAGAGCUCUCUGGCCGAAGCUCUGCCUGCUUUGGAGGCAGCUCGUAUCGCCCUGCAGGACCUGGACAAGUCUGAUGUCACUGAGAUCAGAUCCUUCGCCAAGCCUCCGAAGCAGGUGCAGGUGGUGUGUGAGUGUAUCCUGGUCAUGCGUGGCUAUAAAGAGAUCAGCUGGAAGACGGCUAAGGGCAUGAUGUCAGAGGCGAACUUCCUGCGCUUGCUCAUGGAGAUGGACUGCGACUCCAUCACUAGUGGACAGGUCAAAACUGUCCGAGGCUUCCUGAAGAACCUGAACACGUCGUUCGAGGAGAUGCAGGCCAUCAGUAAGGCUGGCUCUGGCAUGCUGAAAUUCGUCGAGGCCGUCAUGGGUUACUGUGACGUGGCCCGAGAGAUCAAACCCAAGAGAGAGAAGGUGGCCAAGUUGGAGAAGAACUUCCACCAGAGCAUGCGUGAGCUAGAGCGGAUCCAGAGUGAGCUGGCAGAUAUCCAGAGGGAGCUGGGUGCUUUGGGGCUGAAAUACAACGAGGCCAUGGCUGAGAAGCAACAGCUGCAGGAGGAGGCCGAGCUCAUGGAGCGGAGACUCAUCGCCGCUGACAAGCUCAUCUCAGGACUCGGAUCAGAGAACAAGCGCUGGACGGAAGAUCUGGAGGAGCUGAAGAAGAGGCGAGUGCGUCUGCUGGGAGACUGUCUGAUCUGUGCCGCCUUUCUGAGCUACGAAGGAGCCUUCAGCUGGGACUUCAGAAACGAGGUGGUGUAUGAGGUGUGGCAGAAGGACGUGAUGGAGAGAAGCAUCCCCCUGAGUCAACCCUUCCGCAUCGAGAGCCUGCUCACUGACGAAGUUGAGAUCAGCAGAUGGGGGUCAGAAGGUCUCCCUCCUGAUGAGCUGUCAGUGCAGAACGGCAUCCUGACCACGAGAGCCAGCCGCUUUCCUCUGUGCAUCGACCCUCAACAGCAAGCACUCAACUGGAUCAAGAAGAAGGAGGAGAAGAACAAUCUCAAGAUCUCCUCCUUUAACGAUCCAGAUUUUCUGAAGCAGUUAGAGAUGGCAAUCAAAUAUGGCUUCCCUUUCCUCUUUCAAGACGUGGAUGAGUACAUCGACCCUGUCAUCGACAACGUCUUGGAGAAGAAUGUGAAAGGAUCCGAGGGACGACAGGUCAUUGUGCUAGGAGACAAGGAGGUCGACUACGAUCCCAACUUUAAACUGUACCUCAACACCAAACUGGCAAAUCCCAAAUACUCCCCUGCAGUGUUUGGCAAAGCUAUGGUCAUCAACUACACCGUUACAUUAAAAGGUCUGGAGGACCAGCUGCUGAGCGUCAUCGUGGGCUUUGAGCGGAAAGAGCUGGAAGAACAGAGGGAGCGUCUGAUCCAGGAGACGAGCGAGAACAAGCGUCUCCUCAAAGACCUGGAGGACUCCCUGCUCCGAGAGCUCGCCACGUCCACAGGCAACAUGCUGGACAAUGUGGAGCUUGUCCAGACACUCGAGGAAACCAAGUCUAAAGCCAGCGAGGUCUUUGAGAAACUGAAGCUGGCUGAACACACAUCCACAGACAUCGAUACACUGCGUGAUGGUUACCGUCCGGCAGCUAAACGUGGUGCCAUCUUAUUCUUUGUGCUGGCUGAGAUGGCUCUGGUGAACAGCAUGUACCAGUACUCUUUAGCCUCCUUCCUCGAGGUGUUUGACUUCUCUCUGCGUAAAUCUCUACCAGACUCCAUCCUGCCCAAGAGGCUGAAGAACAUCAUGAACGCACUCACACACAACGUCUACAAUUACGGCUGCACCGGUCUGUUUGAAAGACACAAGCUGCUUUUCUCCUUUAACAUGACCAUAAAGAUCGAGCAGGCGGAGGGUCGUGCUCCUCAGGAAGAGCUUGACUUCUUCCUUAAAGGGAACCUCUCACUGGAGAAGAGUACGAGGAAGAAGCCAUGUGAUUGGCUACCGGAUCAGGGCUGGGAGGAUAUAGUGCGUUUGACUGAACUUUUCCAAAACGAGUUUGGCUCACUGAUAGGUGACAUCGAGAAGGAUCCCACCGAAUGGAAGGAUUGGUAUGACCUGGACACCCCAGAGCAGGCUCCAUUCCCCAUGAAGUACCAGGAAAGUCUGACAGCUUUCCAGAAACUUCUGCUUCUGCGCUGCUUCAGGGUGGACCGAGUGUACCGCGUGGUCAGCGACUACGUCACCGUCACCAUGGGAGAGAAGUAUGUACAGCCUCCAGUGAUCAGUUUCGAGGCAAUAUUUGAGCAGAGCACCCCGAACUCCCCCAUCGUCUUUAUCCUGAGUCCAGGCUGUGAGCCUGCCAGUGACCUGAUGAAGUUGGCCGAGCGCUCCGGUUUCGGGACCAACAGGCUCAAGUUCCUUGCCAUGGGACAAGGGCAAGAGAAGGUCGCAUUGCAGUUGUUGGACACUGCAGUGUCUCGAGGUCAGUGGCUGAUGCUCCAGAACUGUCAUCUGUUAGUGAAGUGGCUGAAGGAGUUAGAGAAAGCUCUAGAGAGAAUCACAAAACCUCACCCAGACUUCCGUCUGUGGCUCACCACCGAUCCCAUCAAAGACUUCCCCAUCGGCAUCCUGCAGAAAUCUCUCAAGGUGGUGACGGAGCCUCCCAACGGGCUGAAGUUGAACAUGAGAGCCACAUACUUUAAGAUCCCCCUGCAGACGCUGAUGAGUUGCCCUCACCCGGCUUUCCGUAGCCUGGUCUACGUGCUGGCCUUCUUCCAUGCCGUGGUGCAGGAGAGACGCAAGUACGGCAAGAUCGGCUGGAACGUUCCAUAUGACUUCAACGAGUCCGACUUCCAGGUGUGUCUGGAGAUCCUGAACACCUACCUGACCAAAGCCCACACUCAAGGUGACACCAUGAUUCCAUGGGGCAGCCUGAAAUACCUAAUUGGAGAGGUGAUGUACGGGGGCAGAGCGAUAGACAGCUUCGACCGCAGGAUCCUCACCGGCUACAUGGAUGAAUAUCUGGGAGAUUUUAUCUUCGACUCCUUCCAGCCUUUCCAUUUCUUCCACAACAAAGACGUAGAUUACAGAAUCCCACCGGACGGUCACAAGGACGUCUACGUGGCUGAAAUCGAGUCGCUGCCUCUGGCGAACACUCCAGAGGUGUUUGGGCUUCACCCCAAUGCUGAGAUCGGCUACUACACCCAGGCUGCACGGGACAUGUGGACGCAUCUCAUAGAGCUACAGCCACAAACAGGUGAUUCUGGUGGUGGUAUCAGUAGAGACGAGUACAUCGGGCAGGUGGCAAGGGACAUCCAGAGCAAGCUGCCCAUGCCGUUCGACCUGGACGUGAUCCGGAAAAAGUUUGGUCUGGACGUAUCGCCCACCACCGUGGUGCUGCUUCAGGAGCUGGAACGCUUCAAUAGACUCAUCAUACGCAUGAGCCGCUCACUCGCCGAACUGCAGAGGGCUCUAGCCGGUGAGGUUGGGAUGAGCAGCGAGCUGGACGAAGUUGCCCGAGCUCUGUUCAAUGGUCAGAUCCCUGCUAUCUGGAGGAAACUGGCCCCAGACACCCUGAAAUCUCUGGGCAACUGGAUGAUCCACUUCAAGAGACGCUACGAUCAGUACAGCUCAUGGGUGGAUAAGGGCGAGCCUGUAGUGAUGUGGUUGUCAGGGUUACACAUCCCCGAGUCGUACCUGACGGCGCUGGUUCAGGCCACGUGCAGGAGGAAUGGCUGGCCACUGGACCGGUCCACUCUGUACACACACGUGACUCAGUACAGCAGUGAGGAGGAGGUGCAGGAGAAACCAGCUCAGGGUUGUUAUGUAUCGGGUCUGUAUCUGGAGGGAGCGGACUGGGAUGUGGAACAGGGCUGUCUGGUGCGCAGCAAACCCAAAGAGCUGGUGGUGCAGCUUCCCAUCCUCAAAGUGAUCCCCAUCGAGGCUCAUCGUCUUAAACUGCAGAACACACUGAGAACUCCGGUCUACACAACGUCCAUGAGGAGGAACGCGAUGGGCGUCGGCCUGGUGUUCGAGGCUGAUCUCUUCACCACCAAACAUCAAUCACACUGGGUCCUGCAGGGAGUGUGUCUCUGUCUUAACGCUGACUGAACUCUCUCUCUUUCUCUCCCUCUCUUACUCUCUCUCUCUCACUUCCUUGUUUAAUGUGUAAUUAUUUACAAACUGUUACAAAUUUUACAUUCAGGUUUGAUGUUUUGUCUCACUAUUAAAAAUCAACUCUACCAAAUUUCACUCCUGCUUCAGUGUCACUGAGCACUUGACGGGUUUUUACUGAAUAAUGGUCUUCUAUAGAGCAGAUACUUGAGAAGUAAUAAGUGACAGCUUUUGAAGCCAUUUACACAACCCUCAGUGCUUAAAAAAAUGUGAUAGCAGGAGAAAAUAUCUUGAAUACGAUUAUAAUAAUAAAAAAACCCACUCUUUUUCUGAACUCACUUCUUAUUUGAAACUGUUUUGUUCUUUCACUUAAUGUAACAAAAACAGGACCAUUUUAAAAG
Messenger RNA from Hemibagrus wyckioides, 14411 nucleotides. RefSeq names its product dynein axonemal heavy chain 10 (gene dnah10). Gene Ontology annotation, biological process: microtubule-based movement. The transcript has 79 exons. Bases 169 to 14007 code for a protein of 4612 amino acids. NCBI's taxonomy places the organism in Eukaryota, Metazoa, Chordata, Actinopteri, Siluriformes, Bagridae. The record is from RefSeq and is a predicted model, not a curated record. Gene Ontology annotation, molecular function: ATP binding; dynein light intermediate chain binding; minus-end-directed microtubule motor activity. Gene Ontology annotation, cellular component: dynein complex.